AUGUCUGCUGGCCUCACCGCACCGUUGGUAGGCGUAUGGGCAGACCACCACGGACGCCGUCGGCUCUGCCUCACAUUUUGUAUUACCUACACGCUCACUUGUAUCUGUAUCCUCUUUCCUUAUCUCCCCGUCCUUCUGGUUGGCCGUGUCCUCGGAGGCGUAUCAACCUCCAUUCUAUACUCCGCUUUCGAAUCAUGGCUCGUAUCCGCCUCGAACUCGCUGGUCCUUCCGCAGUCUGAUCUCUCGGGUAUCAUGGGACGAGCAUCGUUUGUGAACGGGAUUGUCGCGGCCGCUGCUGGUGUGGUUAGUAACCAGCUUGUUGGCACGACUGCGUCAUUUGCGUCUCCGUUCGUGGCUAGUGGGAUAUUGCUCUUGCUGGCUUGGGUUGUCAUUCGAGGCAGCUGGGCCGAGAAUUACGGUGUUGGCGGCGGCACGUCAGCAGCCAAUGUCGAUCCGCUCCAACUCAAACGGCUUGGUCAAGCGUGGAGGAUUAUUCGCAGCGAUCCAUCACUGCUAGUGAUCGGCCUUACGCAGACAUGCUUUGAGGGAUCCAUGUACCUCUUUGUCUUCAACUGGGUGCCUGCGUUGCAAGAGGUUGCUGCCGCAGACGCUUCACUCCCGCUCGGAUAUAUCUUUUCAUCCUUCAUGGUUUCUAUGAUGAUCGGAUCGCUUCUAUACACCUCCGUCGUCGCUCUCUUUUGUCCUCCCGAUCCCAACCCGCGGGAUCCAAUCAUCUCAGUCUCGAAGAGCGACGGUCCGCUGUCACUUCAUGCCAAACUCAGUUCUCUUGUAUGCGCUAUCAGCUCGCUCGCAUUCGCGGUUCUCUUCAACGUCCAAAGCGAUAGUCCGCAACUUGUCUAUUAUCCUUCGGAUGCAUGGAGCCCGACCGCCUGUGAUCAAAUAAACGGUACACAGCUACGCGGGUCGGUAACUGCUGGGGCGUGGGUAAAACUUACUUUCACCGGGACAUUUGUUGACGCAUACGGUGUGGUGGGGACACAGGGAACAAAUGCGACUUUCCAGUUGGAUGACACGAUACCAUUCUCGCUCGAGCUUCCCGGGCAGAACACUCCUGAUCCCCUGCCCUUGUACUCAUCCUCAGCAAAUUUGACCGCUAGCGAGCAUACCCUGAAAAUCACCACAGGAGCUGGACCUCCCCUGUGCUUGAACUUCUUCCAGUAUUCUGGCUUUAAUGAUACCAUAGAGGCUCCAACGCCCUCUGCUAUAUCCAGUAAUAAAGUAAGCUCGCCCUCAGUCACAGCCGUCCAUUUGCCCUCCGGUGAACAUUUGAAAGCGGGGGCCAUCUGCGGCAUAGUAGUUGGAUGCGUCGCCGUGGCCCUUCUUGUCAUCCUGGCCGUUCUCUACACGUUCCGCCCAUCAUGUUUUUGCCGAGUGAGACGGAAGAGUCCCCACCAAGAAGAUGGAGUCAAAGUAGCCAUAGACGAUCCACCUGAACCUUCGCGACGAUACACGCUGAAUGUGGGCGUCUUGAGGAAAUUCAUCCUCCAGCAGAGCGGUAUGAAUGUCACUCACCCAGCCUCCGGAUCCUCUGGUCCGACGUCAUCGUCGGCAAUGUUUUCAUCUGUCAUCGUCAUGACACCCCCUGUAUCGUCGUCCAACGGAAGCUCCAGCCGCAAUGUUAGUGACCGGCAUGAUGUACGCACCAAUACAUACUUGGCCGUCAGCAAUGGGUAA
This is a messenger RNA of Fibroporia radiculosa, 1695 nucleotides long. RefSeq lists its product as uncharacterized. Bases 1 to 1695 code for a protein of 564 amino acids. The record is from RefSeq and is a predicted model, not a curated record. Gene Ontology annotation, molecular function: molybdate ion transmembrane transporter activity. The transcript is spliced from 6 exons. Gene Ontology annotation, cellular component: membrane. NCBI's taxonomy places the organism in Eukaryota, Fungi, Basidiomycota, Agaricomycetes, Polyporales, Fibroporiaceae. Gene Ontology annotation, biological process: molybdate ion transport.